GGAGAGGCAGGUUUUGAUGUGUGUGCGUGUGUGCAAAGUUCUGUAUUGUAAGAAUUUGCUACGGCCUGUAUUAGCUUUACAAUGAAACAGGUAGAAACCGAAAAGUUAAAUUACUCCCAAUUCAGUUUAGGUUCUGUCUCCGGAAAAUUUUCCUGGAUUCCCCAGCCCCCACUCCCCGCCCCAUCCCACCACCCCCAUUGCCCUCUCUGAGUCUCCAUUUUCUUUUCCGUAAGAAGGGUUUUCAUCAUUUAACCUUAUUUCUUCUGAAUGCACUAAAUGGUAGUUAACCUACCACUUAAGACGAUGUCGGAAACAUGGUUCAUUGUCUUGAUCCGCGCGACUCUAACUAGCUUGAGUACAUUUUGGGGAAAAUUUAGGAGUCAGGGGAAGAGGAGUUCCAAAAACAAACUACUAGGGGGUGCAGCUGUCCAGGAAGACUCCUGAAAAGAGCAAAGAGCUUCCGACGUUUUUCUCGACAGGCGCCGAAGUUUUCCGGAAAGAGACAACCAGCCUGGAGGUGGGCCCCAAAGCCGGCUGCGAGAGUCACCGAAGAUUUCCGGAGAGGGCCGAGGAGUGGGGAAGGGCCGCUUUCCGAGAGUUGCCGAACGCUACGGAGACAACGGAAGAGUUGGAAGGCGGGGCCGCAAGAGCCAUUCCUGCAGGGAACCCAAGGCUUCAGAGUCUAAAAGUUGAAAGGCGUAACCACUCACAGGCCGGAAGUUUCCGGGGUAGACGCAUUCGGGUAGCAGAAGAAGUCCGAGGAUUUCCGAAGCGAGCCGAGGCAUCGCGAUCGUUUUCAGGGACAGCUGAUCGGUCGGAGCUGUUUCGCGGACUACAGUCAUGGCGGCACCCAGAGCUGCUGUGCCGGACGGUGGCGAGGAACCAGCGCCGGAGGCUGAGGCUCUGGCCGCGGCCCGGGAGCGGAGCAGCCGCUUCUUGAGCGGCCUGGAGCUGGUGAAGCAGGGCGCCGAGGCGCGCGUGUUCCGCGGCCGCUUCCAGGGCCGCGCGGCGGUGGUGAAGCACCGCUUUCCCAAGGGUUACCGGCACCCGGCGCUGGAGGCACGGCUUGGCAGGCGGCGGACGGUGCAGGAGGCCCGGGCGCUCCUCCGCUGCCGCCGCGCGGGAAUAUCUGCCCCAGUUGUCUUUUUUGUGGACUAUGCUUCCAACUGCUUAUAUAUGGAAGAGAUUGAAGGCUCGGUGACUGUUCGAGAUUAUAUUCAGUCCACUAUGGAGGCUGAAAAAACUCCCCAGAGUCUCUCCAACUUAGCCAAGGCAAUUGGGCAGGUUUUGGCUCGAAUGCAUGACGAAGACCUCAUUCAUGGUGAUCUCACCACCUCCAACAUGCUCCUGAAACCCCCCCCGGAAGAGCUGAACAUUGUGCUGAUAGACUUUGGUCUGAGUUUCAUUUCAGCACUUCCAGAGGAUAAGGGAGUAGACCUCUAUGUCCUGGAGAAGGCCUUCCUCAGUACCCAUCCCAACACUGAAACUGUGUUUGAAACCUUUCUGAAGAGCUACUCCACCUCCUCCAAAAAGGCCAGGCCAGUGCUAAAAAAAUUAGAUGAAGAAGGUCGCUGCCUGUUCAUCAUCCUGCUCAUGGCGGUGUACUGGUGCUCGGAGGCCCUGCCGCUCUCGGUGACAGCGCUGCUGCCCAUCGUCCUCUUCCCCUUCAUGGGCAUCUUGCCUUCCAGCAAGGUCUGCCCCCAGUACUUCCUCGACACCAACUUCCUCUUCCUCAGCGGCCUGAUCAUGGCUAGUGCCAUUGAGGAGUGGAACCUGCACCGGCGAAUUGCCCUCAAGAUCCUGAUGCUCGUUGGAGUCCAGCCGGCCAGGCUCAUCCUGGGGAUGAUGGUGACCACCUCAUUCCUGUCCAUGUGGCUGAGCAACACCGCCUCCACUGCCAUGAUGCUUCCCAUUGCCAAUGCCAUCCUGAAAAGCCUCUUUGGCCAGAAGGAAGUUCAAAAGGACCCCAGCCAGGAGAGUGAAGAGAACACAGCUGCUAUGCGGAGAAACGGCCUACACACUGUGCCCACGGAGAUGCAGUUUCUCGCCAGCACAGAAGACAAAGACCACUCUGGGGAGACGGAGGUUCCACUGGAUCUGCUGGCUGACUCCAGGAAGGAGGAGGAAUAUCGUGGGAACAUCUGGAAGGGCUUCCUCAUCUCCAUCCCCUACUCAGCCAGCAUUGGGGGCACAGCCACACUCACGGGCACGGCCCCUAACCUCAUCCUGCUUGGACAGCUCAAGAGUUUCUUUCCGCAGUGUGACGUGGUGAAUUUUGGCUCCUGGUUCAUUUUCGCCUUCCCUCUCAUGCUGUUGUUCCUGUUGGCAGGCUGGCUCUGGAUCUCCUUCCUGUACGGGGGACUGAGCUUCAGGAAGAAGAAAUCUGAGAUAAGAGCCAAUGCAGAAGAUAGGGCUCGAGCUGUGAUUCGGGAAGAAUACCAGAACCUGGGGCCUAUCAGGUUUGCUGAACGGGCCGUUUUUGUCCUUUUCUGCAUGUUUGCCAUCCUCCUCUUCUCCCGGGACCCGAAGUUCAUCCCUGGCUGGGCCAACUUCUUCACUCCCGGGUUUCUUUCUGAUGCUGUCACCGGCGUGGCUAUUGUCACCAUCUUGUUCUUCUUUCCAUCCCAAAGGCCCUCUCUCAAGUGGUGGUUUGACUUCAAAGCUCCCAACACGGAGACAGUGCCCUUGCUGACCUGGAAGAAGGCUCAGGAGACAGUGCCCUGGAAUAUCAUUCUUCUCCUGGGAGGGGGCUUCGCCAUGGCCAAAGGCUGUGAGGAAUCAGGGCUGUCUGUGUGGAUUGGCGGGCAGCUGCACCCCCUGGAGACCGUGCCCCCCGCACUGGCUGUGCUGCUUAUCACCGUGGUCAUCGCCUUCUUCACUGAGUUUGCCAGCAACACAGCCACCAUCAUCAUCUUCCUGCCUGUCCUGGCAGAGCUGGCCAUCCGCCUGAGAGUGCACCCCCUGUAUCUGAUGAUUCCGGGCACAGUCGGCUGCUCCUUUGCCUUCAUGCUCCCAGUCUCGACGCCCCCCAACUCCAUCGCCUUCGCCUCUGGACACUUGCUGGUCAAAGACAUGGUGCGGACAGGUCUCUUGAUGAACCUGAUGGGCGUCCUGCUGCUCAGUUUGGCCAUGAAUACCUGGGCACAGACCAUCUUCCAACUGGGCACCUUCCCGGACUGGGCUGAUAUGCACUCGGUCAAUGUCACAGCAUUGCCACCCAUCUUGGCCAAUGACACAUUUCGGACCCUCUGAGUCCCCCUGGGGAACUCCCUUGAGGCUGAACCCUCUCAAAGGGCUGUCGCCAUCACCUGCUGCCAGGACUCUACAAAACAAUCAAAUAAUUAUUUCCCGUAAUCCAAUAUGCAGCAAGCAAGGGUGACCUCCAGUGGUCCACUCGGGUCCACGAGCCAUUAUCCAGAACAUUUUCUCUCUCUCUCUCUCAUGCAGUUCAAGGCCCAGAUAUCUCUCAGAUCUGCUGGCUGAGAAACAAGCUCCUUUAUCAGUGAGCUGUUUUAUCGUUAGGAUGCAAGAGAGCCCAGUUUCAUCAACAGUGACCAAAUCUGGCAUGGAGUCUGUCUCAUACAGUUGGGAUAGGAGGCCAUUCAUUCCCAUGGGCACAGCUAACAUUAUCCCCCAGUGACUAGUUUCUGUUGCACUGGAAAGACCACCUUGUCUUUAAAGAUCACUUUCCUGGGCUGUUCACAACUAGUGUGUGUUUUUGCUUAGUUGGUGCCCAUUCUGCACCCGUUGUUUUACCCCUGCUGAUACCCAGCAGUCAGAGAUUCUUUUUUAAUCCUUGGAGACAGGGAAAGGGACAGAUGGCUUUCUGAGGACAUGAGACUGUGCAAAGCCUCUUUGCUGUUUGUCUGGGCUCCUGAGCACACCAGAGAAAGCUCUAGAAACCCCGAUGACAUCUCUACCCAAGAGAUUUAGGAUUCUCCUGUUUCAUCUGGGCCAAUUUGGCCAUAAUUCUGGGGUCAGGCCAGGCCAGGGUCCUACCCUCCCAUGGGGAGAACUGUGACCCCUCCAGCCAAGACCUUCCUGUACAUGACCCCCCAGGGGCCUCUGUGGCUGCAGGGUGGUCAGCUGCUUCUCGUCCCACCAAGUGACCUUGACCUCCCCAUGUCCCACCUUAAGUAGUAAGCAUGUUUAAUUAUCAAAAGCCACAUUUGUCAGGGGUAAGACAAAAGUCAAAAGAUAAAUUGGGGCCUUGUAAAAGGCCAGGGUAAAAUGUCUCGGGCAAGCAAAAGAUAAGACAUCCCCAUGAGCCCGAGGCUGGAAGUGCUGUCUGCACUUAAGUGUUUAUUCCCUCUUUGUUCCAAGCAGAAGCAUUCUGGCAUCCCAGUGAAGAGCGCAGGCCCUCAGGAAGUGUCUGCUGAAUGGAAUGGCCCAGUGUUAGCCCAGUAUCAGAAAAGGCACCAGACCAGGGGCCCUGAACCGUCACACUUCCCCUUCCUAAGCCUCUGAGGGUGGAGAUUCCCCUAGGAGCACUUGGCCAGCUGGGAAGGCAGCACCCAGGUUCGCUCUUGAUACAGCACAAGUGAGUCAUGGGCAUUUCCCCGAGAGCAGUGGGAGAGGCCCUCUGAGUUGGAGGUUCAGCUCCACCUCCUUUCUAAGCGAGCACUCAAUGUCGAAUCACAGUUACAACCCGCUGGGGCUGUGGGGAGGUGGGCUUGUAUGGGACUGGAGGCAAAAGGUUCAUUGAGAAAGAAGCCCACGGGAUUUGUAACCAGAUGAAUCAUGAUUUCAAAGACUUCUGAUCAAAAAUACUAUGAAAUAAAGAAUGUUAAUCAACAGUGGACCUGGAGAUGAUUUGCCUUUCUGAACAUAAGACAGCAUCAAAGCCCCAAAUCCCUGGGCUGGGAAUUCCACAGAAUUGACCUCUCCGACUUCAUUUUCUCCUGCUCUCCCCUCCCCUCUCCAGGCACAUACUCAAACUCUCCUGCCUCAGGGCCUUUGCACGUGCUGUUUGCUCUGCCUAGAACACUGCUCCCAAAUAUAUGCCUGGUUCCCCCACUCACUUUAUUCAGGUCCCUGCUCAGGUGUCACCUCCUCCGAGAGGCUUCCCUGACUUCCUGUCUAAAAUAUCACCCUCAUUACUCUCCACCCCCUUACUCUGCUAUAUUUUUUUCUUAAUACUUAGGACACUAUAUAACUUAUUUUCUUAUGAUCUUCCUCUCCCUCUAGAAUAUACAUUUAUGAAAAUACAAAUGGUAUUUUUUUUUACUGCUGUAACUCCAGUUCCUAGAACAAUUUCUGGCACAUAGCAAGUGUUCAGUAAAUAUUUGCUGCUUGAAACUGCACCAGAAUUAAUGAGAAAGCCAUCUCUCCCCUCUGGGGUCUGUUUUGUUUGUUACUUUGUUCACUCAUUCUUCCAUUUAUUCAUCCAAUAAACAUUUAUUGGGAA
Cebus imitator (Panamanian white-faced capuchin) is the source of this 5407-nucleotide messenger RNA. It is a transcript of the gene SLC13A3, whose product is annotated as solute carrier family 13 member 3. Gene Ontology annotation, molecular function: protein serine/threonine kinase activity; ATP binding; succinate transmembrane transporter activity. Gene Ontology annotation, biological process: citrate transport; protein phosphorylation; monoatomic anion transmembrane transport. Lineage: Eukaryota; Metazoa; Chordata; Mammalia; Primates; Cebidae. The record is from RefSeq and is a predicted model, not a curated record. Gene Ontology annotation, cellular component: membrane. The transcript has 14 exons. The coding region runs from base 841 to 3252 and encodes 803 amino acids.